Messenger RNA from Sorghum bicolor (sorghum), 5239 nucleotides. Its product is annotated as tRNase Z TRZ3, mitochondrial. Gene Ontology annotation, cellular component: mitochondrion. Gene Ontology annotation, molecular function: 3'-tRNA processing endoribonuclease activity. The coding region runs from base 116 to 4765 and encodes 1549 amino acids. Lineage: Eukaryota; Viridiplantae; Streptophyta; Magnoliopsida; Poales; Poaceae. The transcript has 16 exons. Gene Ontology annotation, biological process: mitochondrial tRNA 3'-end processing. The record is from RefSeq and is a predicted model, not a curated record.
CGGCCGGUUGGUGCCGCGGUGGUCUCUCGCGGUGACGCGGUCGCGGCCCCAAACCAAACCCCCCCGCCCGCCGCCGCCGAAAUAAAACCGGUACACCUCUGCAGCAGCGCGAGCCAUGCCGCAGGUGGCCGCCCCUCUCCGCCGCCUCCUCCCCCUCUCCCAAACCCUAGCGUCGGCCCCCGCGCCUCUCCUCCACCUCUCGCGCCGCCUUCUCUCCUCCUGCUCCCCCGCCUCCUUCGGCCGCGCCGCCAGCCUCCGCGCCCUCGCCUACCGCCGCCGCCGGCACCCCGAGCCUCGCCGUGGGAGCAGCACUCUCGGGAAGGCGCCCGCCAAGGAGGAGAUGGACAGGGAGGUGGCGUUCAAUAGGAAGCGGGCCGAGGGGAAGGACGGCGGGAAGCGCGGCACCAUGGAGCUCAAGGCCCGCAGGCUCAACCCCGUCAACACCACAUGCUACGUGCAGAUACUUGGUACAGGAAUGGACACACAGGACACUUCACCUUCUAUUUUACUCUUCUUUGACAAGCAAAGGUUUAUUUUUAAUGCGGGCGAGGGUCUUCAACGUUUCUGUACUGAACACAAGAUAAAACUAUCAAAAAUUGACCAUAUCUUUUUGACUCGCGUGUGCUCAGAAACUGCAGGUGGCCUUCCAGGCCUGGUGCUAACUCUAGCAGGAAUUGGAGAUGAGGGCAUGUCGGUGAACAUAUGGGGACCUUCUGAUCUUGACUUUUUAGCUGGGGCAAUGAGAUCUUUUAUCCCAAAUAGAGCAAUGCUUCACACACACAGCUUUGGUACUGACCGAAAUGCAUCUUCACCACAAUCUAAAGAGUCCAUUAUUAUUCUUGAUGAUGAAGUAGUUCGGAUAUCGGCAAUGUUUGUCAAACCAAGGUAUCAUAAUGGAACUGGUAGUUCAAAUGAUAGUGACAUGAAGCCUGGUGAUACUGCUAUAGUAUAUGCCUGUGAGUUGCCAGAAAUUAAGGGAAAGUUUGACCCAUCUAAGGCUGCUGCCCUUGGCCUUAGGCCUGGGCCCAAGUACCGUGAACUUCAACUUGGGAAUUCUGUGCAGUCUGAUCAAUUUGAUGAAAUGGUUCAUCCAAGUGAUGUUCUUGGUCCGUCAAUUCCUGGACCAACUGUUCUUCUGGUGGAUUGCCCCACACAGUAUCAUAUGCCAGAACUUUUUUCACUGCAACCCCUUAGCUGCUUUUAUGAAGAUUCUCCAGAGCAAAGUGGCAAGAAAGUAAAUUGCAUAAUCCACUUAGGUCCAUCAUCUGUGACUAGAUCUGUUGACUAUCAGAACUGGAUGAAAAAAUUUGGCGCAACACAACAUAUCAUGGCAGGACAUGAAAUUAAAAAUAUGGAAAUUCCUAUCUUGAAAGGUAGUGCAAGGAUAUCAUCACGCCUCAAUUUUGUAUGCCCUCAGCUCUUCCCAUCCUCUGGAUUUUGGUCUGUACAACCUCCAAAUGAUGUCAUGGAGAAUGAUAAGAAUGCUUCAUUGGAAGCCUGUGGAAGUGUGUCUGCGCAAAACCUACUAAAGUUUCAUCUGCGUCCAUAUGCUCAACUGGGUUUGGAUAGAGCUUCUAUUCCAAACUUGUUCACCUACAAGGAUAUUGUACAAGAGCUUGUAUCUGAGAUCCCAGAGGUUAGUGAAGUUCCUGAACAGGUUUGCAAAUUCUGGCAAAAUAAUGUGAAUGAUAAAAAUACACUACCACCAACUGGCAAUCGUAUGGUUGAAGAACCAUGGAUCAAUCAAAAAUCAGAUAAGCUAGAUGAUGGCGCUUCUUUUCAAGAAAUUGUCUGGGGAAAGUAUCCAAGGGGCAAUCAGGAGACCCCUUGUUGUGUGGAGGAUGCAACAAGGGAAGAUAUGGAGAUCACUUUUUUGGGUACAGGUUCAUCUCAGCCUUCAAAAUACCGGAACGUAAGUUCCAUAUAUAUUAACUUAUUUGCACGAGGAGGUAUACUUCUGGACUGCGGUGAAGGAACUUUAGGACAACUGAAAAGGAGAUUUGGUGUAAAUGGUGCUGAUGAAGCUGUAAAAGGUUUGAGGUGUAUUUGGAUCUCCCAUAUUCAUGCUGAUCACCACACUGGCUUGGCUAGAAUUCUUGCUCUAAGGUCUAAGUUGUUAAGAGGGAUGCCUCAUAAACCCUUGCUUGUGAUUGGACCAAGGCCACUUGAGAGAUUCUUAAAUGCAUAUUCGACGCUUGAAGAUCUUGAUAUGCAGUUCCUAGACUGCAGACAUACUUUGAAGUCUAGUGUUGAGGCCUUUCUCAGUGAAAAUGAUUCUGAACCAGCCAUACCUCAACUGGCGAACACAAUAUUUGCCCCUGGAAGUAGAAUGGAGAACUACAACAGGAAGCCUGCAAGUCCAAGGGAUACCACAGCUCUUGCUAAUUUCAAAGAAGUUCUACAGGAAUCAGGUUUAGAGAUUUUGUAUAGUGUCCCUGUACUACACUGUCCACAGGCAUUUGGAGUUGUUUUCAGGGCCAUGGAGAAAACAAACAGCACUGGAAAGGUAAUUCCAGGCUGGAAGGUUGUAUAUUCUGGCGACACGCGACCCUGCCCAGCUCUUAUAGAUGCAUCCAGAGAUGCCACAGUGCUAAUACAUGAGGCAACAUUUGAGGACAGUAUGAAGGAUGAAGCGAUCGCGAGGAACCAUAGUACAACCAAGGAGGCCAUAGAAGUAGGCACAUCGGCUGGAGCUUACCGGAUAAUUCUGACCCACUUCAGCCAGCGAUACCCCAAAAUCCCAGUUAUCGACGAGGUCGAUAUGGAGAAGACCUGCAUUGCCUUUGACCUGAUGAGUGUAAACCUUGCGGAUCUGCCAGUUGUGCCCAAGGUUCUACCACACCUGAAGGUCCUGUUCAAGGACGAGCUGGUAGUUGACGAGGCCGAUGAGCUCCAAGAGGCUGCUGCUUUACGGUUGAUCAAAUACGCAGUUGGAAAAUCCGGUACUGAUUUCAAGAGGGAGAUGCAAAGGCACUCAGUGGCUAUGCGCCAGCUAGUUCAUUACAAAGGCCACCCUGAUCCCUUAAGAGGGGAUGCCCUUAACAAGGCUGUUCGCGAAACUGCAAAUGAGGCUAUAGCUGCAAUUUUCUCCACAGAGGACCCUAAACCUGCUGUCGCAACCGAAAGUCUUGGCAAGCGCAUACAGGGCUUUGGAAAUACUAAUUACGAGCCAUCUAGAGAUGACAAGAAGUCUUUCCUUAGUGAACUAACCGAGGUAGUGGGUAUUGGAAGUGCAUCCAUCAAGCAGGGUUUGAGCAACUUUGCUGCAGCGCAUGCAAUGAUGACAAAUGACAAUGGUAGCACGUACAAGAGCCCUAAUCUCCGUAGAUCUUUGACCACAGAAUCUGAAAGAUAUGGUCGGUAUGAUCCAAGUGAAAUUCAAAGUGAGAGCCGUGCCUCAUCUGGUGCUUCAAAGAAUGCAGCCUCUGGUUCUUGGGGUCCAACUUCCAGUUCUGUACCAACUGAUGAUACUAGCUCAAGUCAACCAGGGAUUAAAACUCGUGAAGAAAGACUUCUGGAGACAAUAGUUACUGCAAGUGGCGUGAGACUGCAACCAACGCGAGAUGCUUUGCAAAUUUUUUUAACAGAAGCUUCCAAAUUGGAUGCAGUUGCCUUGAGCCGUGCACUUGAGAACAAGCUGAAUUCUCCAUUAUGGCAGGUUCGCAUGAAGGCUAUUUGUGUGUUGGAAGCCAUUGUAAGGAAACAGGAUUCUGAUCCUUAUUCUAUCAUCACUUCAUAUUUCAUUGAGAACACAGCUUCUGUUAUUAAAUGCUCCGAGCUGCCACAGGUUUCUCUCAGAGAGAAGGCCUCAAAGGUCUUGAAUAUGCUGAUUGGGGAACAGCCUACUGGAACCACAACAACAAAAGCUGCUGUGUCCAUACCUGUUCAGAUGCCUGAUUUGAUUGAUACAGGUGAUCAAGAUGAUCUAGCAACAAGUUCCGGACAGGAAAGCAAUGAACAGAAUACUGGGAACAGUGCAUAUGUUUCUUCAGUUGAUGAUUUGCUUGGUGGUGAACCUAUUGCUGAUACAAGUGUUGCUGCUGAUAGUAAUGGAAGCGAUCCAUUUGCAGAUGUAUCAUUCCAUGAGGCAGAGACUAAGGAGACUAAUGAUCUGUUCUCAGGGUUGACAGUAGAAGAGAAAUCAUCAGCUACUGUGCAUGAUAGUUCUUCAUCAAACAAAAAUGAAUUACCAGACAUCUUUGGCAGCGCCCCUGAUUCUUUCAUCCAUGGUAGUGUUACUGACCAAGGAACUGUCAAUGAUUUGAUGGCUGGUUUGAACCUUAAUGGAACAGGCCAGGCUCAGUCUGCAGUUAAAGCAGAGCCCAGUAGCAACUUCAGUGGUUCACAGUUCUUUGAUACAAACAACGAGACCAGCCAUGUGGCAAGUGCUGCAGCAUUGAAUGGCAUUCUUGGUCAAAAUUCAUUUUACCAACAGCAGCAGACUCCCUUGCAGUACAACUUCCCUCAACAUAUGAUGAUCAAUCAAUCAUUUCCUGGGCAACAAUUAAACUAUGGUGCCAUGGGGAUUCUUCUUGCUCAGCAGCAGCAGUUACUGCAAAAUCUUGGAAAUUUCAAUGCUGGACUUGGGAAUUCUUCUUUCAAUUCGAUGCACAGUGGAAAUGCAUCUGUGCUUCCAGAUAUUUUCAAUUCAAGUAAUCAACCUCAAAAUCAUGUUGCAGUGAUGAGCAGUUCGAAGAAAGAUGACACUAAAGCUUUUGAUUUUGUUUCGGAUCACCUUGCAGCAGCACGUGGUUCAAGAAAGUGAACCAGGAUGCAGUGAGCAUGUCCAGAUGCUGGCAAGAGCUCAAGACCUCAAGUGCUUGAUGGACACAAAAGCUGGGAAUUCCAAAAGCUGCAUCUCGUCACAGCCUCGCAGAUUGGCUGCAUGAUUCACACGGCUGGUUUGGCAUGGGAUCGGUGCAUGUUUGAACAGAUGAGAAGGGUUGUUCCAUACGGUUGGAAGACGAGAUGUUGUGUUGUACUAUGUAUUUAGACAAAGACUGGUUUUUUACGCUGAAAAAUAAAUUGCAUCUUCCAACUUUCCUUAUGUUCUGCCCUUUUCUCUCACCUUUUUUAAAGAAAAAAAUGCACUGUAUACAUAUUUGUUACCUGCAGGUUUUAUCUUUUUUUUUCUUUGGUUUCUGUACAAGUGGAGGAUGAUUUUUUGUGGCAAUUGUAAAGCUUUGGAACGUGAAUAAGAGGGUGCAAUAUGAUAUGAGCUGCUACAUGAUCCUUGCAA